UCCACCAUCUUAGAAUCUUAGAGCCUUUUGUUCCUCGAGUCCUCCACCAAUUGAAGAUGUUUGCUCCAUUUUUAUAUCUUGUCUUUAUUUUCAACUUUGGCUCAAAAGCAUCUUCCUCUACAUUAGGAAACCAGACGGAUCAUUUGGCAUUGCUCAAAUUCAAGGAAUCAAUAUCCAGUGACCCAUUUGGAAUCCUAGAAUCAUGGAAUAGUUCUACACACUUCUGCAAGUGGCAUGGAAUUACAUGCAGCCCCAUGUACCAAAGAGUAACAGAGUUGAACUUAACAACAUAUCAGCUGAAUGGAAUCUUGUCACCUCAUGUUGGCAAUCUCUCUUUUCUGCUAAUCCUCGAACUCACAAACAACAACUUCCAUGGAGAUAUCCCACAUGAAUUGGGUCGGUUGUCACUGUUGCAGCAACUCUACCUCACCAAUAACUCAUUUGCAGGAGAGAUUCCUACGAAUUUAACUAGCUGCUUUGAUCUCCAAGCCUUAAAGUUAGCUGGAAAUAUUCUGAUUGGCAAGAUACCACCUGAAAUUCGCUUUCUUCAGAAGCUUCAACUAUUUGGGGUUGCGAGAAACAAUUUAACUGGUCGAGUCUCACCAUUCAUUGGGAAUCUUUCAUCCUUAACGUUUCUAUCGAUAGCUGUUAAUAACUUGAAGGGUAAUAUUCCACAAGAAAUAUGCCGCUUCAAGAACUUGACAUUUUUUAAUGUGGCUGGGAACAAAUUGUCAGGUACAUUUCCUUCUUGUUUUUACAACAUGUCAUCUCUUACUCUGUUCUCAAUUGUAGACAAUCACUUUGAUGGCUCUCUUCCACCCAACAUGUUCCACACUCUCCCCAAUAUCCAAGUUUUUUCAAUUGCAUGGAAUCAAAUCUCAGGUCCAAUCCCGACUUCCAUUGCAAAUGCUACUACCCUUGUACAACUUGAUAUCAGUCAAAACAAUUUGGUCGGACAAGUUCCGAGUCUAGUGAAGCUGCAUGAUCUUUGGUUGAUAAAUUUGGGAAGCAACAAUCUAGGUGGUAAUUCAACUAACAAUUUGUUGUUUUUGAAAUCACUCACAAAUUGUAGUAAGUUGCAAGGUCUAUCCAUAGCCGGAAACAAUUUUGGUGGUCCUUUACCAAAUUCUGUGGGCAGUUUAUCCACCCAACUCAGUCAACUAUGUCUUGGCGGUAAUGACAUAUCAGGAAAAAUUCCCAUGGAAUUAGGAAAUCUUACUAACCUAAUGCUUUUGACCAUGGAAAGUAACCACUUUGAAGGGACUAUUCCGGUUACUUUUGGGAAGUUGCAGAAGAUGCAAGUGUUAGAAUUGAAUGGAAAUAAGGUGCAAGGAGAUAUGCCAGCCUCCAUAGGCAACCUCACUCAGUUGUUUCAUUUGGAUUUAGGACAAAAUAAGUUAGAAGGAAAUAUUCCUUCAAGUAUAGGAAAGUGUCAAAAGUUACAGUACCUAAACCUUUCAGGAAACAACCUUAAAGGAAUCAUACCUAUUGAGGUUUUUAUUCUUUCCUCAUUAACAAACUUGUUGGACUUGUCUCACAACUCACUCAGUGGCAGUCUACCAGAAGAAGUAGGAAGGCUAAAAAAUAUUGAUUGGCUUGAUUUCUCUGAGAAUAAACUAGCAGGUGAUAUUCCAGGAACCAUUGGAGAAUGCAUGAGCUUGGAGUAUCUUUAUUUACAAGGGAAUUCCUUUCAUGGAAUCAUACCACCCUCUCUGGUAUCACUCAAAGGUCUUAGACGUUUAGAUCUUUCACGAAACCGCUUGUCUGGAUCAAUUCCUAAGGAUCUACGAAAUAUUCUCUUUUUGGAAUACUUGAAUGUUUCAUUCAACAUGCUGGAGGGUGAAGUACCAACAAAAGGUGUCUUUCAAAAUGUAAGUGCAUUAGCGGUGACCGGAAACAAAAAGCUCUGUGGAGGUAUUUCAGAGCUGCACCUACUGCCAUGUCUUAUCAAAGGUAUGAAGCAUGCAAAACACCAUAAUUUCAAGUUGAUAGCGGUGGUUGUAAGUGUGGUUACUUUUCUUCUCAUUAUGUCAUUUAUUCUAACCAUCUACUGGAUGAGCAAAAGAAACAAGAAAUCAUCUUCUGAUUCACCAACAAUAGACCAGUUGGUUAAGAUUUCAUACCACGACCUGCAUCAUGGUACUGGUGGGUUCUCAGCUAGAAACUUGAUUGGAUCAGGAAGUUUUGGUUCAGUGUACAUAGGAAAUAUUGUGUCAGAAGAUAAAGAUGUUGCCGUAAAGGUCUUGAACCUUCAAAAGAAGGGAGCUCACAAGAGUUUCAUUGCUGAAUGUAAUGCACUAAAAAAUAUUAGACAUCGGAAUCUGGUUAAGAUCUUAACAUGUUGUUCUAGCUCUGACAACAAAGGUCAAGAAUUUAAAGCUCUAGUUUUCGAGUACAUGAAAAAUGGAAGUUUAGAACAGUGGCUUCAUCCAAGGAGGGGAAGUGUAGAGCUUCAUGAACCACUGGACCUUGAACAAAGAUUAAGUAUCAUCAUUGAUGUUGCUUAUGCUUUACAUUAUCUGCAUCAAGAAUGUGAGCAGGUGGUCCUUCAUUGUGAUAUAAAGCCAAGCAAUGUCCUUCUUGAUGAUGACAUGGUCGCUCAUGUGGGUGAUUUCGGCAUAGCAAGACUUGUUUCUACCGUUGGUGGUGCCGCUCACCAGCAAACUAGUACAAUUGGAUUAAAGGGGACUGUUGGCUAUGUUCCUCCAGAGUAUGGAAUGGGCUCUGGAGUUUCCACAUAUGGUGACAUGUAUAGCCUCGGAAUUCUUAUAUUGGAAAUGCUUACCGCAAGAAGACCUACAGAUGAAUUGUUUGAAGACAGUCAAAAUCUGCAUAAGUUUGUUGGAAUUUCAUUUCCUGAUAAUCUUUUACAGAUUUUAGACCCACCUCUUGUACCAAGAGAUGAGGAAACAGUAAUAGAAGAAAACAAUAGGAAUCUUGUUACAACAGCUAAGAAGUGCUUAGUCUCACUUUUUAGGAUUGGACUUGCUUGUUCAGUGGAAUCACCAAAAGAAAGAAUGAAUAUAUUGGAUGUCACUAGAGAGCUAAACAUAAUUAGAGAGGCAUUUCUUGCUGGUGAUUACUCUCUUGAGUAAUUAAAGCUGAAAUCAAAUGCUGCAGUCAACUGGGAAAAAGAUGUGUAUGCAGUGUGAUGAGAUGAUAUAGCUGAGAAUACUUUAUAGCGUUUGUUUAUGAGAUAUAGACAUGGCAAACUUCAAUAUGAAAUACAAAUUAGUGAGUGCAAAUUAUAUAGGCCAUAAUAAGUGUGCACUACCACUGUAUAAGUUGCUGUGCCUACAAAUGCUUCACAAAGACUUUUAUUCAGUCUCUCUUUUCUUGGGGAUUUCACAAUUCAAACUCCAAGUCUUAUGCCAACUUAUGUACUUUUAUUCAAUGUUUAUAAACAAGUGUGUUAAUGUACUUGGAAUUUAGUUGCAUAUUACUCUGACUGAUCAAAAGGACUGAACAAAAUUGGCAUGAUGUGAAUGCUACCCAGACUAAUUUGUUGUCA
Molecule: messenger RNA, 3511 nt
Organism: Lotus japonicus
Lineage: Eukaryota; Viridiplantae; Streptophyta; Magnoliopsida; Fabales; Fabaceae
Product: probable LRR receptor-like serine/threonine-protein kinase At3g47570
Exons: 3
Coding region: 57-3095 (1012 amino acids)
Biological process (GO): protein phosphorylation
Molecular function (GO): ATP binding; protein kinase activity; protein binding
Source: RefSeq, a predicted model, not a curated record